Molecule: messenger RNA, 3025 nt
Organism: Zonotrichia leucophrys gambelii
Lineage: Eukaryota; Metazoa; Chordata; Aves; Passeriformes; Passerellidae
Gene: PEX26
Product: peroxisomal biogenesis factor 26
Exons: 5
Coding region: 108-977 (289 amino acids)
Biological process (GO): protein import into peroxisome matrix; protein import into peroxisome membrane
Cellular component (GO): peroxisomal membrane; peroxisome
Molecular function (GO): protein-containing complex binding; ATPase binding
Source: RefSeq, a predicted model, not a curated record
GAGCCGAGCGGAGCCGGGCCCCGGCGGGGGCGGUGGCGGCGCUGGAGCCGGAGCCGGAGGCUGAGCCGGGCCCGUGCGGGGCCGGGGAGAGCCCUCCCGCCGGGGCCAUGAGGGCCGAGCCGCCCGCCUGGGCCCCGGGGCCGGCGCAGGCGGCCGCGCUGCUGGAGGAGGCGGCGGAUCUGCUGGUGCUGCACCGCGACUUCGCCGCCGCCGUGGAGCGCUGCGAGGCGGGCUGCGACAGCCUGGGCCCUGGCCCUGGCCACGAGAGUUUUGCAGAAGUGAAAUGCUCCCUUUGUGUUGUGGGGAUCCAGGCGCUGGCCGAGAUGAACCGGUGGAGAGAAGUUCUGUCUUGGGUCCUACAGUACUACCAUGUCCCUGAGCAUCUGCCUCCAAAAGUUCUGGAGCUGUGCAUCCUGCUGUACAGCAAGGUGAGAGAGCCGCAGGUGGUGCUGGAGGUCGGCGGCAGCUGGCUGGGAUCCCAGGCCAACCGGAGUCUGCCCGAGUUCGGCUCGCUGCUGGAGCUGUACCUGGCGCAGGUGCUGCUGCCGCUGGGGCGCUUCGGGGCCGCGGAGGAGCUGGUGCGGGGCUGCCCCGCCUUGGACAGCGAGCGGCGCCUGCAGCUCCUCGGCACCAUCGGCGACAGCCGCGCCUCCUGGGCUCGGCGGGACGAGGAGACACGCCCGGGGGCUGAGGAGCAGCAGGACCCAGCCGCAGAAACGCUUCUGGGAGUGCUGUCCCAAAAGCUCCUGACCAUGCUGACGUUGCUACGUAGAACACUGAGGUCCAUGUCAAACCACUUCUAUUUACUUCCUUACAAGAAGAUGCUCUUGGCCACUUUUUUGCUGUACCUGGUGGUGGUGAGAUUAGACCCAGCUUCUCCCACGUCCCUGCCAUUCAUCUACAAACUGGUCCAGCUCUUCCGACAGGCUUGGGCAGCUGUGCUUUCUCCAGUCCACAGGCCUCCAAUUGGAGACUGAGUGUCUGCCUCCUCUCAGAGUGUCACCUUGUCUUGGCCAUGUUCAGAUCUGAGCUGGGGACUCCUGGAGUUUCUUCAGACAGGGAAUGGUGGUGGAUGAAUUUUGAAUGCACAGCAAAUAUUCCUGACAUUUUGCUUGGUCCUGUCCAGCACUAGGGUACAGCCACUCCUUCCAUACCUACAAUUGAAUAAGAAUCUAAGAAUACUCCUUUUCAAACACUUUGCUUUGGAUGUGUCUCUUGAGUGAGGGUUGUGUAGCCAGUUAUGAGCUGUGGAAGAAGUUCUCAUCCUUGCAAAUGCUGAGCAGUUCUCUGAACAAGUGCAAUUCCUGGAGGACCAGUGAUUAGGGGAAUAUUCUGUUUUCCCUGAAGACAGCUGAAAAGCCCAGUUCCUGCAGCAUGGGAUUGAGGACAAGCACAUGGAAGAAAAAUACAGGAGAAAUUCAAGCCUAUUGCAUUUUGAAAGCCAUGGUUUCUCUUGUGACUGAUGCCUCUUUGGACAGGCACACUGGAUUUUAAUCAUAUUUAAGCCAGAAAGAUGAGGGGGUGGGCCACAGAGACUGUUGUGUUGCAUCUACUCUUCUUAAAUUACUCUUCUUGCAAAUUACAGCACUCAGUGCUUGCCUGAUGCACAGUCAUUCCUAGAAGCACUUGGUGGUGGUGGUGGUAAGGAAAUAGACUUUAUUUUUUUAAAUUAUAUUCUAUGUUAUUGUCUAGUUGAACAACUGAAGUUGUUGCUUUGUUUUGCUCUUUCCCUACCUCUGGCUUUGUUUAUGUAGAUGUCAGAAAGUCUCUCUGUCUAUCUAGAAUUGCUCCCCAGGUCCCCAGUACCCAAAGCCCUGGGUUAGAUGGGAGUCAUGUAGCAAUGCUCUGUCAUUCAGAACAAAGGGGGAUUUUUUAAUAGAAAGAGAUACUUCUCUGAAAUCACAAAACUUUCCCCAGAUCGAGAAAGAAAGUUUUACACCUGCAGGUCUGUCACCAGACCAGCUCCAUUUCUGACCACUUGGAGCAGAAAUUGGAGGUUUGGGGUGAUAAAUUAAUUUCUCCUCCAUCCAUUCGUCCAUCAUCAAUUGACAAAGGUAAAUUCCAAGGAGGGACCACUGAUCUAACAAAAUAAUGCUUUUAAACUGUUGUGUGCUGGAGGGGACAAGCUAAAAGUGAGAAGCCAAGGACAAAAUUGCCUCUGUCAUGCCACACCUGUGCCAAAAGGGUGUAAACUCACUGAUGCCAGCCCAAACUACAAAAUGUCAGAGCAGCCUUUUGGUGGGAGCACCCCAAAGGCACGAGAAGCAGCCAGUGCAGAUCCCAGCGUGGUGUCUUGCAGCAGUAGUGCCCUUUGUCUCUAGCAAUAACCAUUCUCCAGGGUGGUGGCUGUUGCUGUUUUCUUCACACAGGGGCUGUUGGCACCCUCAGACUGUUGCUUUGCUCCCUGCUGGGGCACUUUGCAAACAGUCUCAUCUUCAGUACUAAAAAUACUUGUUUGCUUCAUCUUAAAUUAUCCCAAAAAGAGCUACACCCCAGCAUUAUUGUCAGACAAACUCAGGUUAUUUGUGAGUGUAAUAAUGACCUUGCCUAGUUGUCUCAAGAGAUUUUAAAACCCAAACCAAUCCCAUAUGCCUCCCCAAAGUUUUUGUCUCUGCCAGGACUCUACAUCAGGUUAAGCAAACUUCACUCUGAAGUCAGGCCGAAUUCUGAUCAAAGUGACUUUAGGUAAUUCACACUUUUUGCUGUAGUCUCCUGGCUUCAUUUUUAGUUGGAUGGCAGAGAUGCUGUUCUGGAGGUUGGUUUGGACCAGUGGUUUCAGCAAACCAUACAUAGCUUUUAGAAUGCUGUUCAGUGUCAUUUACCAGGACUUCUAACAUUAAACUUUAUUUUAAGUGUAUGUUGGUAACCUUUACUCUAUUGGAGUACUACUGAUUUAGAAUGUAUAUUGUUUUAAAUUCAUCAUGAGAGAGCAAGAAGGCAGAAAUAAGCUAUCAGGGGUUUUUUGCAAUUAAUACUAAAACUGCAGUGUCUAAUUUUUAUAAUAAAGUGACCACUGAUUUACCUC